Messenger RNA from Scleropages formosus (Asian bonytongue), 1216 nucleotides. It is a transcript of the gene dnajc5b, whose product is annotated as DnaJ (Hsp40) homolog, subfamily C, member 5 beta. Bases 238 to 1035 code for a protein of 265 amino acids. NCBI's taxonomy places the organism in Eukaryota, Metazoa, Chordata, Actinopteri, Osteoglossiformes, Osteoglossidae. The record is from RefSeq and is a predicted model, not a curated record. The transcript has 7 exons.
AGUCACACACACUCUCGCUGACCUUUCAGCUGUUGUUUCGACAGGGCAAUAAAUCUCAGGCUGUUUGUGACACGAGUGUCCAACAGCUUGUGUUCCCGUGGCUUGUCGCAGUCGGCUGUGUCGCAUAUCGGCCGCUGGGGGGCGCUCCCGAGCCACCUCAUUUUUUUUUCACCUCUCCCGCUCCCCCCCCCCAGCCUAUAAAGGCAACGUCAUGGCCAAAAGUCAGGCGGGCUGGCAAUGUGUCCAAAUGAUGACACUCCUGGAGAGCCUUGCGGAGCAGGACUGAGCACCCUGGUACAGGAUGCUGAGUCAGUGAGCUCUCUCAGCGAGGAUGAUGAAGGAGGCGAGAAGAUCUGUUGCGCGAAAGGAGAGCAACCCGACUCCAUUGAGCCGCUUGCUGUGGCGUUGAGAGGACUGGGACCAGGGGGCUUGACUUGUGGAACACGCUGGGAAGAAGCAGGCCUUGGUCAAACCCAGCAUCGCAACCCAGGGGAGGCCCUCUAUCAAGUCCUGGGCCUGGAGAAAACCUGCACCCAUGAAGACAUUAAGAGGUCAUACAGAAAGCUUGCUUUAAAAUACCACCCGGACAAGAAUCCUGAAAACCCAGAGGCCACAGAAAAGUUCAAGGAGCUGAACAACGCUCAUUCCAUACUGUCAGAUGCCACCAAGAGGAACAUUUACGACAAGUACGGCUCUCUGGGCCUCUACGUGUCCCAGCAGUUUGGAGAAGAGAACGUCAACACGUACUUCAUGCUUUCCAGUUGGUGGGCAAAGGGCCUCUUUGCGAUCUGUGGCCUGCUGACCGGCUGCUACUUCUGCUGCUGCCUGUGUUGUUGCUGUAACUGUUGCUGCGGGAAGUGUAAACCCCGCGUGCCGGGCGAGGAGGACCCCGAUUGCUACGUCUCCCCGGAGGACCUGGAGGAACAGAUCCGCACCGACAUGGAGAGAGAUGGCGACACUCCUAUUGUUCUCCAGCCAACCAAUGCCAGCGAGAAGACUCAGUUGAUUGGGGAUGGGCAUCGAACCUACACCUGACAGCAGAAGCCACAGGGGACAGGAGCGCUAGUGUGGCCUUGCAAUGCCUUUAUUACUGCUGUCCCUGUGCGUCAUUUCCCUUACCGACCCGUACCAUACUGUGUAAAUAGUAAACGUGUGUUUCACCAUGUCAUUGUCUACUCGUGUUCAUCCACAUUUUCCAUGCCUCCAUGUAGAACUU